This is a messenger RNA of Prorocentrum cordatum, 516 nucleotides long. NCBI's taxonomy places the organism in Eukaryota, Dinophyceae, Prorocentrales, Prorocentraceae. The record is from the annotation of a GenBank genome assembly.
CGCGCGAGGACUGCUCCCCGCGGCGGCCGCCGCAGCAGCCGCCGCCCUGGCGCACUGCUCGGGCGGUGGGCGCCGGCGGUGGCGGCGGCACACCGCCCUGCGCGCGACGCACGUGCCCAUGCCGAGCAGGACGCCCCGCCCAGACGAGGUCCGCGGCGAGGCUGCCAGCGAUAUUGACUGGAAAGACUCCAGGGAUGGUGACUUCGAGGCAAGGGACCAGGACGAGAACUGGGACUACGGGGUUAUGGACCUGUACGAUGAGGAAUAUGAGGACGAUGAUGACGGCGAGCCGGCAAUAGACCCCAAUUUUCACAGCGUCUUCGGAGAAGAUUUGCCCGACGUGGACGCUGCGAAGGAGAAGGAGAAGAAGAGCAUCAGUGCGCGCGUGGCCAAGGCCGUCACGAUCGGCGAGGGCGAGGCGCCGGAGGAAGUGGACGAGCUGCCGGACGAGGAGUACGACCCCCAGGAGCUGGUCUUCGGCAAGCGGGUUCCCUUCAAGGAGGCGGGCAUCGAGGA